GUGUGUUUCGCCGAGAACACCUUGGAUUCAUCACUGGCCGCGAUAAAGAUGUGAUCCCGAAGCGGUCGCCGAAGGACGGACGGGAAUAUAUAUAAACCGGCCGCUACUUGAGAGGCACUUUACGUCUUCCCUCCUUCCAUCUGGUCAGAGACGUAUAUCAAUAUCGACAGGACAACAAUGCCUCUAAGUAAGGAUGUUGCUGAAUGGCGAGACAGCUCAGUCAAUCUGGAGUCAUAUCAGCCUGGAACUGAGGCUGAAAAGAGGCUCGUUCGCAAGAUGGACCUGCGUAUAGUUCCAGCUGUUUGGUUACUUUAUACUCUGUCGUAUUUGGAUCGGGCAAAUAUUGGCAAUGCAAAGAGUGGUGGUAUGGAAGAAGACCUGAAUCUCAGUUCUACUCAAUAUUCCGUCAUCCUCCUCGUAUUCUUUAUUUCUUAUGUUAUAUUCGAGGUGCCCGCGAACAUGAUACUGUCUCGCGUUCGACCAUCCAUUUACUUGUCGGCAAUUUGUUUCUUCUGGGGAGUAGUAGCAGCAUGCAUGGCUGCUGGUAAAAACUGGUCUCAAAUUGCUGCAGUGCGAUUUUGCCUUGGUAUUGUCGAGGCAGCGUUCGCACCUGGUGUCGCAUUCUAUCUGUCAUCAUGGUACAAGAUGCAUGAACUUGCUCGAAGAUAUUCUGUCUAUUACACAGCAACUGCGGUGUCAGGCGCAUUUUCUGGAUUACUCGCAGGUGUCAUCACCGACAAUCUAAAUGGUGCACGCGGCAUCGCUGGUUGGCGUUGGCUUCUGCUCAUCGAAGGUGUCGCGAGCUCCGGAGCAGGCUUGUUCGCGUGGAUAAUUUUACCGGAUUGGCCUGCUACGACUCGAUGGCUCACUGAUGAAGAGAGAAACCUGGCCGUUCAACGUCUUCUACAUGAUGGCAUUGCGUCUUCUGGAGCAGAGGCCGCCCGGCCGAGUCACACGGAGUCUUUGAAAAUGUCUUUUCGUGAAUGGCGGCUCUACCCACUCAUUUUUAUGUACAUGCUGGCAACCGGGUCGCAGACUAUCCAGUACUUCAUUCCCACCUUAGUUGGCCAACUUGGAUACAAGGGCUACACGUUGCAGUUCAUGACGAUUCCGAUAUACAGUGUCGCUCUUGUUGGUAUCCUCGUGUUUUGUUUUAUAUCGGACUAUCGCAGAGAACGUGGGCACUACGUGACAAUCACAGCUUGUAUUGGCUUCGUUUCGUUUAUUAUUACUGUUGCUGCCACCAACAAGAAAGUACAAUACGCAUUUCUAUGCUUCGGUGUCGGAGGCGUGUAUGCCGCUUGUCCGCUCACUCUACUGUGGGUCUCCGCUGUCAUCCCGCAUCCAGCAGAGAAGCGUGCAGUCGCUAUUGCUAUAGUGAAUUCCCUCGGGAACAGUGCAUCCAUAUAUGGCUCGUUCUUGUGGCCCUCAAAAGAUGCUCCACGCUACGUGCCCGGGUUUUCGUCCACGACUGUGUUUCUCGUUCUUCUUGCGGUGUCCGCUCAGAUCUUCCGAUAUUUCACGAUAAAGCAUCCUUAUGUCUCGCUCAACGCACGCAUUGGCAGGAGUGCUACGGCGACGCCCGAUACUGAAAAGGCCGCGGACCUCUAGCAUUGCCCCUGUCGUCGUUCAUGUUGAGAAGGUUCUGGUGUUGUUCUUUUACGUAUUCUUCUGGAACGACGAGCCGAAUUGUUCGCAAACAUAUGAGCGCGCAGGAUCGCUUUAUGAUUAUUGGACUGAAAAUCUGUGGCACUUGACCUGGUUGCCUGUCGGUGCGAAAAUGCUCUGGUACGUUGCUUAGGGAAAUUACUCGAUCGCUAUUGGCCCCGGUAUAUACUUUCAUGCUACACUGUAUUAUAUGGUCACGACUUAUAAUUUUUUCAUGAUGAAACGGUUUUAUGACC
Molecule: messenger RNA, 1904 nt
Organism: Fomitiporia mediterranea MF3/22
Lineage: Eukaryota; Fungi; Basidiomycota; Agaricomycetes; Hymenochaetales; Hymenochaetaceae
Product: MFS general substrate transporter
Exons: 8
Coding region: 178-1611 (477 amino acids)
Biological process (GO): transmembrane transport
Cellular component (GO): membrane
Molecular function (GO): transmembrane transporter activity
Source: RefSeq, a predicted model, not a curated record